Messenger RNA from Cryptotermes secundus, 1673 nucleotides. RefSeq names its product cilia- and flagella-associated protein 97. Lineage: Eukaryota; Metazoa; Arthropoda; Insecta; Blattodea; Kalotermitidae. Bases 181 to 1218 code for a protein of 345 amino acids. The transcript is spliced from 2 exons. The record is from RefSeq and is a predicted model, not a curated record.
UUGAAAACCAUUUGUAUUAUCUUUUAUUAAGCUUUAUAUAUGUAAUGUUUUAACAGUUAUACUUUGUAGUCUUGUUUUCCAUUAUAUUUUGUUAAUGUUAUAACUUGUGUUAGUGGUUGUGUCAUAACUCAAAGAUAACAGAUCACAUUACAUUACUAAAGGAAAUAGUUGUGAAGCAUAAUGUCCAGGAAUAUUGGUUCACAUGUAUUCAGACAAGUUGUAAAUGGAUCAGUAGUUCAUGUAGAUAUUGGGCUAUGUGAGGACAUUGAUUAUAAUUUCUUUGGUUCUGGUGAUAGUACUGUUACUGAAGGACCUGAUGAUGAUAAAAAUAAUAUUAUAAUAGCAGGCAAAGAAAAGGAUGAAAAGAGUUUGAAAUUGAACCCUUUCUGUGAUAGUAAAAAUUCCAAGAAUGAAAACAUCUGCACUGUUAAAGUCACAGAUGUGAAAAAUGAAUCACAUUCUUCAGUACAGCUUGAUUCUGCAGAUAAUUUAAGGGUUAAAAGAAAUUUGAAGGAAGAAACUUUAAGUUCCAAGGAAGAUGACUGUAUGAAUCUACGAGGUUUAAUGAACUGCAUAGCCUAUGGUGAGAGCAAAAAUAAUGAUGGCGAUGAAGAUGAUGAUGAUGAUGAUGAUGAUGAUCAUGUUGUUACCAAAGUGCAUUCACGUUCCUCUGAUUUCCUUUCUUUAAGCACUGACACUACCUCUGAGAUAACUGAUGUCACUACACGCUCUUCUUCUAGUGGUUGCUCUUCCAUGCCUAAACAUGAACCUGAGGAGCAUCUACCAGAUAAACAUCAUAAGGAUGAUGAAAGAAAGCAACAGAAACAUGACAAACCUGCAGAUGUUUCAUUAGGAACAUCAAUGAAAUUUCUUGUGAAUGCAUUGGACAGUUUUGAUAAGCAGAAGAGGAAGUCAUUAACAUCAAACAUAUCUAUUGGUCAGAGGAACAGACUGGGAAGGAAAAAUAUGUCAUUUUCUAAUGAACAGUACUGGAAAAUUGAAAGAGAAAAUGAGAUAUUGCUAAGGAAACUUCAAGUUCUUCGCAGACCACGACCUAAACAACCAUCUCCACCUAUAAGUCAGCCCAAGUUGCCAAGUUCAGCAGUAAACAGGAGGAAGGAACAAACAAGAAUUGAUCAUGAUAACAUGAUUUUGUUAAAGAAAAUAGAACAAGUAAAGCCAUCAGCACAUAUAGCAGUCAGGAGUUUGUGGAGAUGAUGCAGGUCUGGUGUAAAGGGAAACAAAACCUAAGGGUUAUUUAUAUUUUGAUACAAUUAUAAUAUAUUGAGUAUAACAUAUAUCAAGUUAUAAUGAACUGAGAUGAAUUGUAUUAACACUUUUAGGAAACUGUUUGAAAUGCAUAGAUAGAAUUUACACUUGCACACUACAUGUUGUAUGUAAUGUGUUAAUUUAUUUUUAUGUAACUCAGGAGAUAUGUUUCCAGUGGACCAAUAAUUUCUAUUUUCAUUAUAAUAACAAAUAAAGGUAAGAAAAAUAUUUUUUUUCUACCUCACAACUUUCAAUCUUUAAUCCAUGUGUAUUUAUAGAAACAACAUUUGUGGGCACAUUGAAAGGCCAAGGAGCUACUACAAGAGACUGAUUGCACCAUUUUCAGGUUGUUUUGUCCAUAUUUACCUUAUUUAUGUUAAACAAAGCUCUUUGAUUAAAUCCUU